Molecule: messenger RNA, 614 nt
Organism: Paramecium octaurelia
Lineage: Eukaryota; Ciliophora; Oligohymenophorea; Peniculida; Parameciidae
Source: the annotation of a GenBank genome assembly
UUAAAAUGUAAAAUAAUGAAAUCCAUAUAGGUAUAGAAAGGGGAAAUCAUAAAUUAUUUGAUGAUCUCGACAAAAUGAGUCUUCUAGCUCAGCCCAUAACAAUUUUGAUGAUUAAAAUUUAAUUUACACAUGAGAGAAUUUUAGGGAUCAAAAUAAAAUACAGAGGAAUGGAUGGAAAAACCAUUGUUGGCUAAAGUAGUAGAAAACUGAAACUAUUUGGAGUGCAUUUUUAGAAGUUUAAAAUAGAUAAAAGUAAAUCAAUAAAUAUUAUUAGAUGAUUGUAUAAAAGAAAUCUUUGGAUUUGCAGGUACUUCAAUCAAUUAACUUGGAUUCCGAACAUACAGAGGCCAUUAGGUUGCUUGUGGAUCGCCUAAGGGAUAACCAUUCUCUUUCUAAAUACCAAAUCACACAUUCAUAGCAGCGAAAGGAUCUCACGAAGAAUACUUAGAAUAUCUUUGUUUUAGAACUAUCCAAUUAACUCAAGAAUAAAUAACUAAUUUGGUAUAAUAUAUAAUUAUGAUCAUUAGGCAAACGAUACUCAAAUAAAUAAAUAACAAUCCUUUUAAACAUGAAAUAUAAAUAUAUUUUUAAUCAGAAUUUUAAAUAUACUUAAG